GCCCCGCCCGCCUGUCCUUAAAGCGGCUAGGUCUGGCCUGCACAGUCCUCUGGCAAGUGGUGGACCUACCAGUGGGCUUUACUACUUGAAGAGUGCAGAACCCGGGAGCAGCUCGCGCGACACGGCGGAAGUGUUCUCGCGAGAAGACUGGGAGGCGGCAGUGAUGGCGGCGGCGGGAACCGGACCCGGCCCGGGAGCGGGUUCCGGACCUGGCCCUGUAGCGGCAGCAAAUGCAAUAACGGCAGAAGAGGGAGAAACGAAACCGGUGACAGCGGUAGCAGCCACUCCGGCCGGAGAGGGGACGUCUGCUGCUCCGGCGACUGAGCCUAGUUCUGGAGAGGCUGAAAGCGGGGAUGCAAACUUGGUUGAUGUAAGUGGUGGUUUGGAGACAGAAUCCUCUAAUGGAAAAGAUACACUAGAAGGUACUGGGGAUACUUCAGAGGUGAUGGAUACUCAGGCAGGCUCCGUGGAUGAAGAAAACGGCCGACAGUUGGGAGAGGUGGAAUUGCAGUGUGGGAUAUGUACAAAAUGGUUCACAGCAGACACCUUUGGCAUAGAUACUUCAUCCUGUCUCCCUUUCAUGACCAACUACAGUUUCCAUUGCAACGUGUGCCAUCAUAGUGGAAAUACUUAUUUCCUCCGGAAGCAAGCAAAUUUAAAGGAAAUGUGCCUUAGUGCUUUGGCCAACCUAACAUGGCAGUCUCGAACACAGGAUGAACAUCCAAAAACAAUGUUCUCCAAAGAUAAGGAUAUUAUACCAUUUAUUGAUAAAUAUUGGGAGUGCAUGACAACCAGACAGAGACCUGGGAAAAUGACUUGGCCAAAUAACAUUGUCAAAACAAUGAGUAAAGAAAGAGAUGUAUUCUUGGUGAAAGAACACCCUGAUCCAGGAAGUAAAGACCCCGAAGAAGAUUACCCCAAAUUUGGACUUUUGGAUCAGGAUCUUAGUAACAUUGGUCCUGCUUAUGACAACCAGAAACAAAGUAGUACUGUGUCUACCAGUGGGAAUCUAAAUGGUGGAGCCACUUUUGGAGGGGGAAUUGCAGCAGGAAGCAGUGGAAAAGGAAGAGGAGCUAAGCGCAAACAGCAGGAUGGAGGGACUACAGGGACUACCAAGAAGGCCCGGAGGUGGGGAGAUCACUGCCCCACCCACCACCUUUUGAAUAUUUGGUGCUGGCAGAGUCCACCAUGGGCUAUGUCUCUAAAUUCCUCAAAAAAUAAGUUGAAGGCUUCUGUUUUAAUGUCCAUCACUGCAGCUCCACAGUUAAAAAUCUCUGACGACCGUCUGACUGUUAUUGGAGAAAAGGGCUACUCCAUGGUUCGGGCUUCUCAUGGAGUGCGGAAAGGUGCCUGGUACUUUGAAAUCACCGUGGAUGAGAUGCCACCAGACACUGCUGCCAGACUGGGUUGGUCCCAGCCUCUAGGUAACCUUCAAGCUCCCCUGGGUUAUGAUAAAUUUAGUUAUUCUUGGAGAAGCAAAAAAGGAACCAAAUUUCACCAGUCUAUUGGAAAACACUACUCUUCUGGCUAUGGACAGGGGGAUGUCCUGGGAUUUUAUAUCAAUCUUCCUGAAGACACAGAGACAGCCAAGUCACUGCCUGAUACUUAUAAGGAUAAGGCCUUGAUAAAGUUCAAAAGUUAUUUGUAUUUUGAGGAAAAAGACUUUGUGGAUAAAGCAGAGAAGAGCCUAAAGCAGACACCCCAUAGUGAGAUAAUAUUUUAUAAAAAUGGUGUCAAUCAAGGUGUGGCUUACAAAGAUAUUUUUGAAGGAGUUUACUUUCCAGCCAUUUCACUGUACAAGAGCUGCACGGUUUCCAUUAACUUUGGACCAUGUUUCAAGUAUCCUCCAAAGGAUCUCACUUACCACCCUAUGAGUGACAUGGGCUGGGGUGCUGUGGUAGAACACACUCUGGCUGAUGUCUUAUAUCAUGUGGAGACAGAAGUGGAUGGGAGGCGCAGUCCCCCCUGGGAACCUUGACCAUUCCUCUUUUUUUCCAGACACAGACUUUGUGGGGAAUAAGACCAGGGUUUUUAUUUUUGUUUUCUAACUGUCAGAUAUUCUCCCAAAGAUGCUACAGAACAUAGCCUCUAUUUUCAGCAAGUUAAAAGGCUGAGUAGGCUGCGGGAGACCCCUACCCUUCAACAUUCCCUGCCCACUUCCAGUGACUCUUGUUUUGUGUGCCAUAAACAACUUGUGACCCCAGGAUCCCACAAGCUCCCUGUAAAACUGGUGCUCUUCCACAUCCCUGCCAGCUGGGACUUACUACCUUACUGUUUUUUCUAAGGAGUAAAUAAUCUUGUCCAAGUAGCUAACUUAUUUAAGACAUUUCCUCCUGUGGGCAUUGACUCCAUCCCACUUGAUUUCCAUGGAGAUGUUGAGCCUGUUUAUGAGAGGAGCUUAAAUCAGUGGCUGUACAUUUCAAACCAAUCUAAAAGCUAUUUCCUUUUGGUGUGGGUUUGGUUAUUAAUUUUGAAAUAACUUUUUCAAUACUGGGAUCUCUGAAACUCCUGGGUCUCUAGAACUGUAAUGUUGAAAUAAACUUGCCUGCAGCUUUAACACAAUUAGAACUAUUCCCCAAUAAAACUUGUUUCCAGGUUUGUGAGGUA
Messenger RNA from Ictidomys tridecemlineatus (thirteen-lined ground squirrel), 2607 nucleotides. NCBI's taxonomy places the organism in Eukaryota, Metazoa, Chordata, Mammalia, Rodentia, Sciuridae. The record is from RefSeq and is a predicted model, not a curated record.